AUGCCGCAGCCGUGUGGGGUGUGUACGACGACCGAGGCCAAGUACAGGUGCCCGACAUGUCGCAUACUCUAUUGCAGUCUCGCGUGUUCGAAGACGCACAAUGAGACGCCGUGUGCACCGUUACCGGCUCCGGAGAAGCCGCGAGAGUCUACAGUUACUUCAGCGCCAUCGAUUUCAAUGGACGAAAAGCGCGAGCGACUUACUGAGGAACAGAUGGGAACACUCGAGACAUGUGCGAGUGUAAAGAAAUGGCUCGCGAACCCGGCGAUUACCACGGCAUUGACUCAGAUUGAGUGCAGUCAGGACAAGACGAAAGCGCUCGAGAAAGCGUUACUGGACCCGCCAUUUGCCGAGUUUAUGUACCACGCGCUGGAUCAAGUGGUUACUCUGAAGUAA
Peronospora matthiolae is the source of this 396-nucleotide messenger RNA. The record is from the annotation of a GenBank genome assembly. NCBI's taxonomy places the organism in Eukaryota, Oomycota, Peronosporomycetes, Peronosporales, Peronosporaceae.